Messenger RNA from Quercus robur (English oak), 753 nucleotides. RefSeq names its product putative cytochrome c biosynthesis ccmC-like mitochondrial protein. The transcript has a single exon. The record is from RefSeq and is a predicted model, not a curated record. Gene Ontology annotation, molecular function: heme binding; heme transmembrane transporter activity. Lineage: Eukaryota; Viridiplantae; Streptophyta; Magnoliopsida; Fagales; Fagaceae. Gene Ontology annotation, biological process: heme transport; cytochrome complex assembly. Bases 1 to 753 code for a protein of 250 amino acids. Gene Ontology annotation, cellular component: plasma membrane.
AUGUCCACUUUGUUAUUACAUCCGUAUUUUUUGAUGUCAAAGACCAGAAGCUUCACGCAAAUUAUUAUUGGAUCUCGGUUGUUCUUAACAGAGAUGGCUAUUCAUUUAAGUCUUCGGGUAGCACCACUAGAUUUUCAACAAGGUGGAAAUUCUCGUAUUCUGUAUGUACAUGUUCCUGCGACUCGGAUGAAUAUUCUUGUUUAUAUCGCUACGGCUAUAAACACUUUCUUCUUAUUAUUAACAAAACACCCCCUUUUUCUUCGCUUUUUCGGAACCAGUAUAGAAAUGGGUGCUUUUUUUACAUUGUUUACCUUAGUUAAUGGGGAUGUUUUGGGGAAGACCUAUGCAGGCACCCUUUGGGUGUGGGAUGCUCGUUUAACCUCCGUAUUCAUCUCGUUUCUUAUUUACCUAGGCGCACUGCAUUUUCAAAAGCUUCCUGUCGAACUGGCUUCUAUUUCAAUCCGUGUUGGACCAAUCAAUAUACCAAUAAUAAAGUCUUCAGUCAACUGGUGGAGUACAUCUCAUCAACCUAGGAGCAUUAGCAGAUUUGGUACAUCAAUACAUGUUCCUAUACUCAUUCCAAUCUUGUUUAACUUUUCUAACUUCUCCUUCUCAACCCGUAUCUUCUUUGUUCUGGAAACACGUCUUCUUAUUCCAUCUUUUCUCAAAUCUCCCUUAACCGAAGAAAUAGAAGGUCGAGAAGGAAUACCAAAACCUAGUUCACUAGUUGAGUUUUUCUGCAUCUAUGGCUGA